UUGAGUGACAAGAAAAUUGUUAAGGUGGUUUUUAACUGUCAGUACCUUUUGCAAUUAGCAACACGUGUAACAGAGCUUAGACCCGAGAUUUUCAGAGAACGAAGGGGACAACGUCUAGGUCAGACGUAUCUAAUCGGAGUACGCGUUCAAAGCGAGCUUUAUUUUGUAGUAGCACGUCUUCGCAACAGGUAGUCGGUCUUCCAUCAUCUUAACGAAAAAACCAUCAUGGAAAUUUUAUAACAGCAUCGGUCCAUCAGUUCAGUGUUCCUUUUUGAGUUUGAAUUUUCUUCUCUAUGUGCUCCAAAACAAUUUCCUGUAAAAUGUGAAAGUAUGUUGUGAUCUUUCAAAUGUAAAAUUAAAAGUGAAGAUAGAUACCAGAAUGAAGUACCGAUUUUACAAUAGUUUGAUCAGAACUUUUUGGUUGAUUAUUUUGAAAGAAGUGACUCUUUCCUGGAUGUAGUCUUCUGAGUCAGUUUUGCAGUGCUUCUUCUAUUAUUUCGAAAGUCUAAAGGAAUAUUGAGUGAUCCUGAAAUUGUUCAGCAGAAAUGGAGAAGUUAGAGAAUGGAAUUUAUAAGCAAAAUGAAUACACAAACGAGGCCUUCCAGAUGGAAGAUCAUCUCGAUCAAAAAGAGAAUAAUUUUUCUGAUAUAGAAAAGUCAUUGAAACCCGAACAACAGAAAGAUCCUCCAGAAAACGACUCAUCGAGGGAAGAAUGGAGCGGAGGAUUGCAAUUUCUAAUGGCAUGCAUCGCCACGUCUGUAGGUCUCGGAAAUGUGUGGAGAUUUCCAUUCACUGCUUAUGAAAAUGGAGGCGGUGCUUUUUUAAUACCUUACAUCAUCGUUUUAUUGUUUGUGGGAAAGCCCUUCUACUUUUUGGAGGCUCUUCUCGGUCAGUUUACUAAUAGAUCAUGUGCGAAGACAUGGGCUAUGGUACCUGCAAUGAAAGGUCUAGGAUACGGACACGCAUUCACAGCAACCUGCGUAGUCUCCUACUACUGCUCUCUAAUGGGUCUAACACUCUACUACCUAGUAGCAAGUUUCCAAGCUGAACUACCUUGGUCCUAUUGUCGAGAAGAAUGGCAGGGUCAAUGCGUUGACGCCGUUUCGAAGGACAACGACAUUAACAGAAACUCACAAUUAAUUAAUAACGCUACCAUUCACAGUUCUGCAGAGUUAUACUUCAGAAAGAUAGUCCUAAACGAAUACGACUCCAUCGAUGACGGAAUUGGUGUUCCCUCCUGGCAGCUGACUAUCUGCUUAUUCAUCAGCUGGGCGACGAUAUUCAUCGUGCUCUCCCGGGGAAUAAAGAGCACGGGAAAGGCCGUGUAUUUUUUAGCAAUAUUUCCUUAUGUGGUUAUGAUAGCUCUGUUGAUUAGAGCGGUGACCUUGGAGGGUGCGGUCGAUGGGAUUCUGUUUCUGGUUACUCCCAAAUGGGACAAAUUGUGGCAACCUAAUGUGUGGUACGCGGCCAUCACUCAGUGCUUCUUCUCUCUGUCGGUUUGCUUUGGGCCUAUUCUCACUUAUUCCUCCUACAACAAUUUUGGACAUAACAUUAGCAGAGACGUUUUAAUAGUAACCACCCUGGACACCUUCACCAGCCUAAUGGCUGGCUGCACGAUUUUCGGUAUCUUAGGAAACCUUGCGCACGAGAUAGGCACCAAAGACAUAUCGACAGUCGUUCGUGGCGGUACCGGGCUCGCUUUUAUUUCUUAUCCAGAAGCUUUAGCCCGUUUCAAAGUAGUUCCUCAACUGUUCGCUGUGCUCUUCUUCGUGAUGAUGUUCGUCCUCGGCGUUGGUAGCGCGGUCGCCCUCUGCGGCGCCAUCUUCUGCAUCCUUUGUGAUCAUUUCCCUAACAUCAAGCACUGGAAAUUAGUGCUGAUAGUAUCCAUUCUUGGAUUUCUUGUUAGCUUAGUUUAUAUCACUCCAGGUGGUCAGUGGUUUGUGACACUGGUGGAUUAUUUCGGUGGCACGUUCGUGGCGAUAAUCGUAGGAGUGCUGGAGAUGGUCACUGUUUUCUGGAUCUAUGGUUUGUCGAAUUUUAUUAAUGACCUGGAGUUCAUGCUGAGGUCGAGACCCUCUUUUUAUUGGAGGCUCUGUUGGGCUAUUGUUACACCUGUACUGAUGAUUGUUAUACUGAUUUACACCAUCGUUACUUAUGAACCGCCCACAUAUGAUGGACUGCAGUACCCCACAUAUGCUUAUGCUAUUGGUUGGUUCCUGCUGGCUUUGGGCAUUUUAACAAUUCUCAGCUGCAUUCUACAGAAAAUGUUAGAAAAACGAUCAUCUACAUUGCUGGAGACCAUUAAAGCAGCAUUUCGACCUGACGAAGAGAAAUGGGGACCCAAAGACCCCAAAAUCCGCUUGGAAUGGAAAGAGUUUAUAGCGCAGAAGAAUUUCAAAGACCAAGGUGGCUUUGUUCAGACUUUUUUUAAAUAAAUUAUACGA
Messenger RNA from Megachile rotundata (alfalfa leafcutting bee), 2444 nucleotides. RefSeq names its product sodium-dependent nutrient amino acid transporter 1. Gene Ontology annotation, biological process: amino acid import across plasma membrane; sodium ion transmembrane transport; nitrogen compound transport. Lineage: Eukaryota; Metazoa; Arthropoda; Insecta; Hymenoptera; Megachilidae. Gene Ontology annotation, cellular component: plasma membrane. Gene Ontology annotation, molecular function: L-amino acid transmembrane transporter activity; amino acid:sodium symporter activity. The record is from RefSeq and is a predicted model, not a curated record.